This is a messenger RNA of Misgurnus anguillicaudatus (oriental weatherfish), 2312 nucleotides long. It is a transcript of the gene tmeff1b, whose product is annotated as transmembrane protein with EGF-like and two follistatin-like domains 1b. The record is from RefSeq and is a predicted model, not a curated record. Gene Ontology annotation, molecular function: protein binding. Gene Ontology annotation, cellular component: plasma membrane. NCBI's taxonomy places the organism in Eukaryota, Metazoa, Chordata, Actinopteri, Cypriniformes, Cobitidae.
UUGCUGCAUUUCCUUCAGGAAUUGGGGGAGGUGGUGUCAGGAGUCACGUGAUCGCAGCUCAUCCGUGCCGACCCUUUGUUGUUGGGAUUUUAGGCAAGGAGAACAGCGAUAUUAACCCGACACGAAAACACCGACGUUUACCGCGAACCGCUCGGAUAAAAACGACGUGCGACCCUCGAUGCGCUUCGGCUUUGCUCUCAUCUCAGUCGGAUAACCAACGAAACACGCGAGCGUACGAGAUGCACACAAAGACAUCGGCGAGCUCAUAGUACUGAGACGUUCACGAGCCCAUGCAACACACGCACGUGAACGCAAAUCCGUGCAAAUGUGCUCGUGAUCGAAAUGCACGCUCGAUUUUAACCGGAGUGAUGCUCGCACGACUUCAUUUGCCUUCUUGGGACACAAACACGUUUUAAAAGGGGAAACAUUGGAAUACUUGGUCCUCAUCAUCAGCCAUAGGCUGCUUUGUUUCUGGGCAUCUUCAUUGAACAGGUUAAAGAGGAGAUACAGACCGCUCCUGGGCAUCAUGUCGGUGGGCAGUGGGCUUGUAAGGUGGACCGGUACCGAACUGUCUGUGUUCUGCUUGCUGACCAUCACCAUCCCCACGGUGCUGGGAUCAGUCCAGUCGGCCAACCCGCAGAACACCGACUGCGCAUCCGGCAAAGGAAAAGGCUGCUUAGAUCUGUCAGAGAAGAAGAGCGACCUGCGCGUGUGCGACGCAACCACGUGCCGCUAUGGUGGCACCUGCAAAGAUAACGGUGCAGAUCUGAAAUGUGUAUGCCAAUUUCAGUGCCCUAAGAACUACAUCCCCGUGUGCGGUUCAAACGGAGACACCUAUCAGAACGAAUGCUAUCUGAGACAAGCGGCGUGUACCCAACAGAGAGCCAUCUCUCUGGCCUCCGAGGGACCCUGUUAUCCCGACAGCAGUUCAGGAUCUGGUGAUGGAGAAUAUGAAGGAUCGGGCACAGAGUCGGGCAAGAAAGUCACGAAAUGCAGUAACUGCAAGUACGGCGCAGAAUGCGACGAAGACGCAGAAGACGAAGACUCCUGCUCGUGCAAAAUCGACUGCAGUGGCCAUAAUGAAAACCCGGUGUGUGGUACUGAUGGAAACUCGUACCAUAACCCCUGCCUCGUGCGAGAAGCCUCCUGUAUGAAACAGGAGCAGAUCGAUGUCAAACAUCUGGGAAGAUGUCCAGAUAAAGACAAAGCUAAAAAAACUGAUGUUGGAUCUCCAUACAAGCCUGAGAUUACUGAUCCAGCUAAAGCAGGUGAUGGUAAAGGCUACGGCUGGAUGCCUGUCCCCUGCACGGAUGACUACGCUAACUUCUGCGUUCAUGGCCAAUGCGAAUUCAAUUACGGCAUUGCUACCUGCCGGUGUGAUUCAGGUUACACUGGAACACAGUGUGAGGAGAUCGCCGACUUUAACAUCUUGUAUGUGGUGCCCAGUGGACAGAAACUUCAUUAUGUGCUCAUAGCUGCUAUCAUCGGAGCUGUGCAGAUCGCCAUCAUUGUGGCUGUUGUCAUGUGCAUUACCAGGAAAUGUCCUAAGAAUAAUCGCGGAAGACGGCAAAAGCAGAACUUAGGACAUUUUUCAUCAGACGCCUCUUCAAGGAUGAUGUAGCUUGUUUUUAUUUUAUUUUUUGAUACUUUUUGUACCGAGUGGAUUACGAUUAUUAUGUGCAUUUUCGUUCGUGCUUUCUUGACUCUGGACAACAAGGUUAUUUUCGAUCACGUUUUAUUUCGUUAUUUUACGGGAUGGUGCCUUAUUGUUUGUUUUUCAAGGACAUUUUAGGUACUUGAUGUCAGUGGUUGACACUGUCUGAGGAAUGAUAAAAGCCAGCUCUAUUUGUCGAGUGUUUUUUAUUUUUAUUUUUUACUUCAUUUGUGGUACCACGUAUCAUUACACGUAACUCACGGCAAAUAAACUGUGCCACUGGACGUCCUCGAUUUCAUGGAAUGUGCUUCUUACUGAAAAUAUGAACUCUUGUCUUUUAGCCCUUCGAUCAUUUUUAUUUAAAUCAAACAUAGCUGAACACCAAAUUUAAUUGGGUCACAAACAAGUUUGCCGACGAAGUGCUGACGUUUACGGUUUCGUUUUGAAAGGAAUUCCAGAGAAUGAAUUGCAAUGUGUUUGACUAGCUAAUCUUAUCAAUGUUGAAAUGUUUGUAGUUUUUAUGUUCUAAUGUUAUCGGUGUUGUCAAUGUUGAAACGGACAUUAUUGACAUUAAUUUAAUUCUACGAACUGCAUAUCGCAUGACCUGUGAAACUGUGUCCAGUGAUGUAGAUUUAAUAAAAUUUAAUUCUCAGUCUUA